AUGGUGUUCGGAUUCAUUCUGCACUCGUUAGACAAGGAGAAGGAGCCUUUCGUAUGCCUGUCCGUGUUCUACAACAAGGAGGGAAACGACAACAGGAAGAAGGAACGGGAACAGCACAUUACGAAGCGAAAAGCAGAGCGAGUAGAAGGCGUACUACGACUGGGUACGGAGGUGGGCUUGUUUGCCGAGCCCAAGGUGGUGUUGUGGAAGCAAGUGCAGAAAGUGGCGCUGGUGGCGGUAUGCGAGGUGGACGAGAAUCAGUACCUGGCCGCCAACUUCCUUACCCACUACGCGGCCAUGCUCGUUGAGCAGUUCAAGAGCCCCAGCAUUCUGGCCAAGCCGAAGGAGCUUCUCAACAGGCCAGAGGAGAUGCUGAUGCUCCUGCACACAUUUCUACCCAACGGCCAGCUCCUCUUCACCAGUGAUCAGUACGCCAAGCACCUGCGACGCGAGUUUGACGAAUCCCUGUUGGCCUAA
Acanthamoeba castellanii str. Neff is the source of this 477-nucleotide messenger RNA. RefSeq lists its product as uncharacterized. The record is from RefSeq and is a predicted model, not a curated record. The transcript is spliced from 4 exons. Bases 1 to 477 code for a protein of 158 amino acids. Gene Ontology annotation, biological process: double-strand break repair via homologous recombination; endosomal transport. Gene Ontology annotation, cellular component: cytosol; AP-type membrane coat adaptor complex; lysosome. NCBI's taxonomy places the organism in Eukaryota, Discosea, Longamoebia, Acanthamoebidae.